This is a messenger RNA of Bombus pascuorum, 1960 nucleotides long. RefSeq lists its product as uncharacterized. Bases 492 to 1562 code for a protein of 356 amino acids. The transcript has 4 exons. The record is from RefSeq and is a predicted model, not a curated record. NCBI's taxonomy places the organism in Eukaryota, Metazoa, Arthropoda, Insecta, Hymenoptera, Apidae.
GUUCAUUUAAACGGGCGCUAACUACAGUUUCGCUUCAAUAAACGUAGCUGCAUCGUAAUCAAAGCUCGCCGUCUCGCGCAAGAGAAGAAUCAAAGUACAAAGGAGUAACUUUUACUCCUCACCAAGCAAGCAAAUUGCAAAACAUUCCAAAAUACGAUUCGCAUCUUAAUAGUGGAAAGUGGUAGUCGGCAGGGAACUGGUCUGCAACAAGUCAUAGCAAUUGUGCACUCCGUGCAUAGACCGUGCAGGCCAGCGUCUUUGUUCUGCUUUUCUGCGCACGGAAUUCCAAAGAGUCUGUAUCUUUGCGAGGGAAACAGGGCGCGGUGACCAUUUUUCCUUACUCAUCAUCGGAGGUUAUACGUAAUGGACUAUAUAACGGUUCAAGCCGGUUCGAAAUGGUUCAGUAGACAACGGUAUACUGGCGGGAAAAUUCCGCGGGAUACAGAGAUAAUAAGAGAAAAGAAAAACGGAUUUGUCGAACGGACCGAGCCAUGAAGUUGCUGUUACGGUUUGUGGCAUCGAUUUUCUUAACGUCCGUUCGCGCAAGCAGCUGGCCUUAUCAUGAAAUAGUGGGCGUCGGACAAUCGGCGGGACCAUUGCUCGUUGCACCAGUUUAUGGAGUCGCACCUGCGGUAAGCCUGUUACCCGCGGAACCGGCCAAGAAAGCUCAAACCAUAGUUGCUGGCCCCGUAACAAAAACUGUUGUCGAGGGAUCGUCUUCCGGACCAGUGACCAUCGUGUCUCCAGGAACUCUCGCAACCAGCUCUCCAUCUCCAACGACGCUAAAACCAACCAUUGCCUCAGCUGUGCCAGAAGAUACAGUCCUCGUUAAAGGAGCUUCGGCUGGCGCGGUGACGCUAGUAGCGCCAUCCGACAAUUCAGUCGCUAUCGCAGACACCAAUAACGCAGCGUCAGCCGAAGCAGAAACAAAGAAAGGCGCCGUUGCAGCGUCAGCGAAGGCGGUUGUUGCAAUCGAAAGCGCAGAAGAAUCAUCGACCACGAAAGCAUCGACGAACGUCACGGCCACGGCAAUUAGUGAAACAAUAGGCAUAGCGUCAGCGAACGCCGUAAUAGGUCCCUCCACCGGGCCUAUAAUCAUCGCUGGUCCAACCGUUCCACCGGUACCGGUGCCGGCUGGCGCUGAAGCUUCCACACUUGAAGCAGUGACUGCUGCUAGUGUUGCUGCUUCGGCAACCGUUGAAUCUGCCAGCGUGUCUUCCAGUGCGGUCGCCAAUGUGUCGGUUUCAAGCAACAUAAGUGCUGAACAAACCAGUGAUGUAUCUGGUUUAGCGUCAGAUACUACAGAGCCAACAAGGAUCGAGGGUUCAGCAUCGAGCUCGAGUACGGUGACGAGUACUUCCGGAAGUUCGACGGCCUUCGCAUCAGCGAGAAUUAAUUUGAUUUCACCUCUAGGUACGAUCGCACUCGGCGAGACUCCCUUAAGUAACGUUGUCGUAUCAACAGGAACAGCACCGCCCGCGAUAGUUUCCGGUCCCUCGGGGUCCGUCUCUACCGGUAGCGCAUCCCCAUUGCUGCUUAAGGUUCCUCUGUACCAUUUGUAGAUCAAACUGCUUAUUCCCUUGUACGUCCGUUUCUUUACUCGUCGCUUGUUGUUUCUGUAAAAGAAAAAUCAAAUCGCUUGUGAGAAACCGGUCGAUGCCAUGCGGCCAUAGAGACAGUUGAUUGGCGAAUCGGGCCUUUCUAAGGUGGGUUUUACACGAGCUAACGUGGCUAGACAAGCGCAUUCGUUGACAUUGCGUUGGCGAUCGCGCCGACACGAGACAAGGAAGGGAAAAGUUGUGCAAGGACAACCACUGGGACCAACGCUGCAAGCGGUUGGCAUUGAUGGCCGCUGCGUUAUUUGCCUGUGUACAAUCAUUGAAUACAAUAGCUACCACUUUUCUAUAUCUGUUUGAGUACCUCGAUUUUUGUAUUUAAUAAAACCGUGCAUAAGUAAGGA